CUGUCUUUCUUGUGGAGAGGCUAGCACCACGUGUUCGCGUACACUGAAACGUAGAAGAAGAAGGAGCGUUCGGAAGCAUGCUCGCCACGCGCCCCCGCCGUUCCAGCGAGAGAAUCCGGGGCACCGUAGCCGGCGCCCCGCCGCUGCCGUUGCCGCCGGCCGCACCGGCCGUGCCAAAAUUCCGCGCGGCGAGAACAAAAUUGGCCGACCAUGCUGUCCACGCUGCAGCUGGUGUGCUUGGUGGCGUUCGCGCUGUACCUGCUGUACUACUUUACGUACGUGGUGCGCAAGCCGUGGGUCAUCUGCGGCUCGGCAAACAUGCGCACCUUCCUGCGUGUCAACUGCGGCCCGUUGAUCGAGAACCACUUCUGGCCGCCCAUCUGGUGCAUAGGGGCAAACGUCCAGAGCCUCGUCAGCCUCGUCUGCCAGCGCUUCAUGCCGCUGCUGCCUCUGCGGCGGCAGGUGUUGACGCUUUCGGACGGCGGGACGGUGGCGCUCGACUGGAUCAACGAGCACUACCCGCCGCCGGUGGUGCUCUUCCUGACGGGCCUGUCCAGCGGCAGCCAGGUGUACUACCUGCGCACGCUGGUGCCCAUGGUGGCGCAGAUGCGUUGCCCCUGCGUGGUGCUCAACAACCGCGGCCAGGGCGGGCUGCCCCUCAACAACUACAGGCUCGUCUCCGCGCUCAGCACCGGCGACCUCGCCGAGGUAGUGGCGGCAGUGCGCCGUCGCUUCCAGGGCGGCGCGGUGCUGGCCGUCGGCUACUCGAUGGGCGGCAUGCUGCUCAGCCACUACCUGCUGCAGGCCGGCGACGCGGCCCAGAUCGACGCCGGCCUGUCCAUAUCGGCGCCUUUCCAUCUGCGCACCAGCUACGACAACCUGAUGAGCUGGUCCUCGACAUUCUUCGUCAACUUGUACCUCGCCCACUGCCUCAUGAGCCUCGUCAAGAAGAACGCCGACAUCAUGGGCGCCACCGACGUGAUCGACGUGAACCGGCUGCUGCAGUCUCGCACGCUCUACGACUUCGACAACCGCUACACGGCGCCGGUGUUCGGAUUUCGGGACGCCAUGGAGUUCUACGCGUUCGCCAGUCUCAAUGGCAAGCUGUCGAAGGUGCGGCGCCCGUUGCUAUACCUGGUGGCGGCCGACGACGUCUUCGGCUCGCUGAAGACGCUGCCGGCGGCCGAAAUCGAGCAGUCUCCCUGGCUGUCCGCGAUCGUCACCCCGCGCGGCGGCCACUUGGGCUUCGUCGACGGCUGGCUGUGGCCCCGAUUGCCCUUCUACUCGGAGCGCGUCGCGGCCGCGUACGUGCGCGGCCUGCUGGCACUCGCCAGGGGUCCCCUGGGACUGAAGGCGCUGCACGCGCUCGUCGACAGCAGCGUUCACUCGAGCUCGCUGUUCCAGCCGGCCAGAGAGAAGCUGAUGGCGACGUCCAUUAUGCCGCGACCGGAGGACGAUGAAGUCGCUGUUGCGGCGACGCCGUCAGGCGAGAACAAACGCAACCAAGAUAUUCUGCGAACAAUGAUGAUCGUGUGACGCGAUCCUGGACGAUGUCUCGACCACCGCGGCGGCGACGGCGGCGCUUGCACGACCCGGACCUGGCGUAUACCGCCUAUCCUGCGCCGCAACAACUCGUGUUGAAUGUGGAAACGACAUGCAGGUUCGAGGCUUCGCUCGGUUGAUUCGAAUAUGCCACGCUCAUUGAGAAUUAAAUCGAUCGAAAUUCGGUACUGGCGCAGCGCUAAGUGUUUAUUGGAGUCUCACUCUAUUGCCAGUGCCGUGGUAACAGAAGAGCAACGCACUCUGCUGUGUGCUAAUUCAUGCAGCUCAAUUGGAUUAUCCGAACGACGCAUGGUUGUUCCGCUAUAUCAAGUCGUCCGCUUAGAGCUGUAUAGUUUCAAAGUAUAUUUGUACCGGAUGCUUCCGCCGAAAGUAUCGUAAGAACUCCUUAUAUAUAGUGUGGCAGCACAAACGGCACUUUUCUCGAUACACUUUUUUAUGCACGGCAGCGAAAGCCAGCAGCGAAGUGUGCGGCGACGGCAAACGAUCGAGCCAUAGUGAACUAAAAGUAAUCGCCCUCUUGAUCGCUUAGUACGCGGUACAGUCGCAGAAGUGAGCGGCUCGCGUGCUCAACACAUGGCCAUUUCGACGACGCCGUAAUUUCCCAAUGCCGAACCAGGAAAUGGAAUAUCUCGAAAUAUACGUCCCCGCCAGUUCAUGGCGGGGACAGAGGUCCCCGCCCGAAGUUCACGGAAUGAAAGGAAGGCUGCAAAUUCUGCGGCGUUUUUGGUUGCAAGUGACUGAUAAGCGAUAGCGAUAUCCACGGUCCAGUUUUCGUUCAGCUCACUCAUUUGAACCACGGACGGCCAUGUCUAAGUCGUGUGCCAGUCUGAGCGUCUAUCGAGCAGUCGUCCAUCGAAUGCGAGGUCCACUGCGAUUUGCUCUAUAAUUGAGUCUUUGACUCAGUGAUUGAAUCCGCGUGGCCGAAACGUUUUCCCUUGUAUUCACAUAUUACACGGAAGCGGCGGCGCCUCCAGACACAUUUAGUCAGUUUAUUUGUUUUGCAGCGUCAUCAAAUAUUUUCAUAAUGGUUUGCCGAAAGAGCACCCGUGCGCUAGUGUGCUAAACCUAGUUGAGAGCAGACAUUUCGUUCUAAGCUGGAACUGCGUGACGAUCGUACCCUCUACACCCUUUUAUAAGUGAUAAGACGUAACAAAAUACUCUGGGGAAAACAGCGGAAGUGAAAAAUGUCAUGCUUUUUCAAAUUUAACGAAGUUAAAUAAACACUUC
Molecule: messenger RNA, 2790 nt
Organism: Dermacentor andersoni
Lineage: Eukaryota; Metazoa; Arthropoda; Arachnida; Ixodida; Ixodidae
Gene: Hydr1
Product: abhydrolase domain containing Hydr1
Biological process (GO): medium-chain fatty acid catabolic process; medium-chain fatty acid biosynthetic process
Molecular function (GO): acetylesterase activity; monoacylglycerol lipase activity
Source: RefSeq, a predicted model, not a curated record